Molecule: messenger RNA, 1233 nt
Organism: Mollisia scopiformis
Lineage: Eukaryota; Fungi; Ascomycota; Leotiomycetes; Helotiales; Mollisiaceae
Product: Nucleotidylyl transferase
Exons: 4
Coding region: 1-1233 (410 amino acids)
Biological process (GO): mitochondrial tryptophanyl-tRNA aminoacylation
Cellular component (GO): mitochondrial matrix; mitochondrion
Molecular function (GO): ATP binding; tryptophan-tRNA ligase activity
Source: RefSeq, a predicted model, not a curated record
AUGCUGCCUUCCUGCAGGUCCACCCUUCGACACCGCCUCCUCUCCCACCCUCUCCGCUCCCUAACCUACCAUGCAACUCUCCCCCUUCAAUUUUCCCCUCAAACUCGCCACAACUCUUCCUCAUCCCCUUCACAUCCCCACGUGAUCUUCUCCGGCAUCCAACCAACCGGCAUCCCACACCUAGGAAACUACCUAGGCGCCCUACAAAACUGGGUCUCACUCCAGAACUCGGCAGCCCCAGACACGAAACUGCUGUACUCGAUCGUGGACCUGCAUGCUAUCACCGUACCGCAGGACCCGGGGGCGUUGAGGAGGUGGAAGAGGGAGGCGUUGGCGACAUUGUUGGCGGUGGGGUUAAGGGAGGAGAGGUGUAUUUUGUUUUUUCAGAGUGAGGUACAGGCUCAUGCCGAGUUGAUGUGGAUUUUGAGUUGUACGGCUAGUAUGGGAUAUUUGUCUAGGAUGACGCAGUGGAAGAGUAAAUUGUCGUUGUCAGAUCAUACUUCUCCGCUAGAUGAGAGUAGUAAAUCAAAGCUCAAAUUAGGCCUCUUCUCUUAUCCUGUGCUGCAAGCUGCAGAUAUCUUAGUCCACAGAGCAACUCACGUCCCCGUCGGCGAAGACCAAAGCCAACACCUCGAAUUUGCCCGCGAAUGCGUAACGAACUUCAACCACACCUACAACGGCAACUUCCUCGUAGCCCCUCAAACCCUGCUCUGUACUUCCCCUUCGCCCUCCCCCUUCCUCUUCUGCCCCGUCAACAAAACUAACCUCCCAUCAGCACCAACGAAACGCAUAAUGUCCCUCACCGACCCGCUCUCAAAAAUGUCAAAAUCAGCACCCAACCCCCUCUCCCGCAUCCUAAUAACAGACUCCCCCUCAACCAUCAAAAAGAAACUCACAUCUGCCCUAACAGACAAUUCCAAUUCCGUCUCCUACUCCCCUUCUCUCCGGCCCGGCGUAACGAACCUCCUGCACCUCCUCUCAGCGUUCGACCCCAGCGGGAAGAGCGCGGAGGAAAUAGGAGGGGAAUUAGAGAGGAGCGGCAUGGGAUUAGGCGCUUUUAAGGCGCUGGUGACGGAUGCGGUGGUGGAGGGGCUGAAGGGGGUGAGGGGGGAGUUUGAGCGGGUCGUUAGGGAGGAGGGGUUUUUGGAGGGGGUUGCGAGGAGGGGGGCGGAGAGGGCGAGGGAGAGUGCUGAGGGGACGAUGGGGGUUGUUAGGGGGGCUGUGGGGUUGUAG